AUGACACCAGAAGUUGUGAAAAAUCAGGUUCAGCCUCAGAGAAUUAUCAGGGAGAAGCAUGUUGCUAUGUUUUCUGCUCACAUUGUGGAUGAUGGACCGACAGUCCCGAUGCAAGGGUUAAAAGUAGUUCCUGCAGAAAGAGGCAAAGGAGGUUCAAGUCCCACUCCACCACUUGAGCUUGAAGCUGACAAUCCCAGUGCAAUACUGAAGGACUGCUGCACUAUUGAUGGUGCUUCCUUGAUUUCCCUUCGAUUUCCUUUGAAAAUUGUCCCCACUUUGAUAAGCGAGGCGAUCAGUAAAAUGAAGAAAAGUGGGGAUGAAUAUUAUGAACUGAUUUCUCUCCAACCGGAUGAUCUGAGGUCGAUACUCCUGAACAGAACUAGAGCAGAUAGAAAGGGGAACACACGUGUUGUGAGUUUGGGCACAGCUCCCUACAGAGAUCCAAUGGGAAGCUAUGUUUUCAGAAUCAACAUGUUUGGGAAGGAUUUAUCAGCAUUGAAAAGUGUCUUCCUCUCUCAGCUGCAAAGCCUACCUCCUUUACAAGGCAAUGUAAUUUGUCUACUGUCUGUAAAUCCAUUGCUGUUGCUCCAGUUGUGGGAAUUCUGUACCAAGGAUGUGGGGCUUGAGAAAGGGAAGCAAUGUUGGAAGGAUUUAUACAUUAUAGAGGGGGAUAUCUACCACAUUAUGGCUAGAUUAUAAUCAGACCACACAUAGGCCCUAAC
This is a messenger RNA of Carcharodon carcharias (great white shark), 722 nucleotides long. Its product is annotated as probable N-acetyltransferase 16. Lineage: Eukaryota; Metazoa; Chordata; Chondrichthyes; Lamniformes; Lamnidae. The record is from RefSeq and is a predicted model, not a curated record. Bases 1 to 699 code for a protein of 232 amino acids. The transcript is spliced from 5 exons.